UCUUAACCGCGCCUUGCAAUUGAAAGUGGUUAAAACACAAGACGCGUUGGAAAUGGGGAGGCAUUGCCCCAUCCUGGAUUACUCUCAGGCCGGCUGUCGAGGGAGGAGAUUUCGCUGAGGAACGAGCAGCCGAGGGUCGCGGGGAGAACGGGAAGUAAGUGAUGGCCGCAGCUUGAUGGAUGGAGCUGACGCAAAGUACAAAACACAAACAUUAGGGAGCUUGCAUGACUGUUUGAAUCCGUUGCUGCCCCCCUAUCCUGGAGCAUGAUGGAGUGAAACUAAUCUCGCCCAAAUUGUUCGUUGCUUUAAAAAAAACGUUGGCCAGUUUUUUUGCAAACCAACGGCAAAAAGAAGCUGCCAGUUUUUGUUUAGAAAGCGACCUUUGCACCGUUUUGCAAAGGAACAGAAAAAGACAGUCCAUCUUUGCGAAGGAAUGAAUUAACAACUUUGCCCAGUUUUGCAAAACAACGACAAAAAAAAGUCUUGUCAGUUUUCUGCACAGGAAGGAAAAGAGAAGGACUUUGUUCAGUUUUGCUAACGGAGGAAAAUAAAACAAACGAGUCCAGUUUUGCAAAACACCGACAAAACAAGUUGUCAGCUUUUGCACAGGAAGGAAAAUAGUAGGAUUUUGGCCAGUUUUGCAAAGGGACAAUCUUGCAGUUUUGCAAAACAUCAACGACUGAAAAAGUCUUUCAGUUUUUGCAAAUGAGGAAAGCAAAGAAAAACCUUGCCUAGUUUUGCAAAACAGCGACGAAAAAAAACUGUCAGCCUUUGCACAGGAGGAAAAUAAAAUGACUUUGCCCAGUUUUGCAAAAGGAAAACGACGAAAAUAAUUUUCUUGCAAAGGAAGAGCAGAGAAAAGAUUUUGCGUAUUUUUUGCAAACGAAGAGGACAAAAUUAAAGGACUUGGAUGGUUUUCCUGACUCCAAACCAGAAAACCAAGUCAGACACUUUGGGAAUUUGGUGUGAGUGGUAAUGGCAGGGGGUUGGUGCAUGGUCUAAGAGUACAUUUGCAAAAGAGAGAUGCAGGGCUCCGCUGCAAGUGGCGAGAUGGCAAACUAUCGGAAGAUCGGGCGGACGGAGGAGGAGAGCCCCCUGCCUUUCGCUGACCUGCCGGCGGACACGGUGGAGAUGCGGGUGAAGGAGGGCAGCAAGAUCCGCAACCUGAUGGGCUUCGCGCUGGCCCGCAUGGAGCUGGAGGGGACGCGGAGGAUAGUAUUCAGCGGUUCGGGCCGGGCGGUCACCAAGACUAUCACCUGCGCCGAGAUAAUGAAGCGGAGGCUGGGAGGUUUGCACCAGAUCACCAAGCUCCGUCCGAGGAGCCUGCGGGAGACCUGGCAGAGCAGCACCGCCGGCAGUGCGGGUGCCCUCACCCUGCUCAAGACCGUUCCGUCCGUCUGCAUCCUGCUAUCCAAGGAGCCCUUGGACCCGGCCGAAGCCGGCUACCAGCCUCCGGACUGCGGACCGCCGCUGUGGCCGGAGCCGGCCGCUGGUGUCCGAACGGGGCAAGAGGAGCGAGGUCUCACCCCGGUCAACCGGGGCAUCAAGCGCCGCUCCCGGGGGAGCGACAGUAGCGGCGGCUGCUGCGGGGGCGAGACGGUCCCGAAGCUCAGCAAAGGGGAAGAGGCCAGUGAGGGCGCUUCUUUCCCCGGCUACACUUACCUCCCGAACCCCCAGCAGUAACACACAGACCGCUGGCACAAGUGAUAGUGCCCCUUGCCCCUACACCGGGAGUGUGUGAUAUAACGUCUCUGAUCAGGUUCAUAUUUUAAAAAGUCACUUCACCAUGAGGGGUCCUGUUGUGGUGCAGCGGUAGUGUUCCUGGUCCUAGACCAGUGAACACCACCCACCCCCAGCCCCAUCCUUGUUGGAGUUCCACCAGCUCCAGAGGGUGUGUCAGACCAUCUCUGAACAGGUCGGAAAAAGAUCACCUCAUCAUGAGCGGACCUGUUGUGGUACAGCGGUAAUGUUCCUGCUCAUAGACCAGUGCCCUCCCCUCCCCCAUCCUUAUUGGAGUCCCACCAGCUCUAGAGGGUAUGUCAGACCAUCUCUGAACAGAUUGAAAAAAAGAUCACUUUGCCAUGAGGGGUCCUGUUGUGGUGCAGCUGUAGUGUUCCUCUCCUAGACCACAAUCUCCCCCUCAUCCUUGCUCAUGUUUGACAACCUCUUGAGGAUGUGUCAGAGCAUCUGUAACAGUUUAAAAAAUCACUUUGCUAUGAUGGGCCCCCUAGUGGUGCAGCGGUAGUGUCCCUGCCCCUGGACCAGACCCCCCCCCCAUCCUUGUUGACGUUCUACCAACUCCAGAGGAUGUGUCAGACCAUCUCUGCAAAGGUUAAAAAAAUCACUUUGCCACAAGGGGCCCUCUUAUGGUGCAAUGGUAGUGCCCCUACUCCUGGACCAGGAGGGUGUUAUAUCAUUUCUGAACAGGUUAAAAAAUCAUUUUGCCCUGCGGGCUCUUGUAUUGGUGCAGUAAUAAUGUCCAUUACAUCUCUGAACGGGUUAAAAAUAUCACUUUCUCCUGAGGGCCUUCUUCUGGUACAAUACUGGCCCAACCCUUGCACUGGGUAGCACUGCUUCGAGUCCCACCUGCUCCAGAGAUGAGUCGUACCAUCUCUGAACAGGUUAAAUAAAAUCACUUUGUGGUGAGGUCUAGCCCCAAGACGUCAGCUUUCCUGCUCCUGUGAUGCUGCUUGACCUGCUGUGUUCAUCCAGCUCUACACCUUGUUCUCUCACUUUGUUAUGAGGGCCCUCUUUUGCUACAGUGGUAGUGUACCUAUUGCUGGACUAGGUUAUGUGUCAUAACAUCUCUGAACAUGGUAAAAAAAAAUCACUUUCUAACAAGGGCCCUGUUGCGAUACAGUGGUACUAUGCCUCCCUCCAGACUGGUUGGCCCGGAUUCAACUCCAGCUUGCUGCAGAGGUGCGUGAUACCAUCCACCUCUGAACAGGUUGAAAUAGAAAAGAAAAUAUGGCAGGGGCUCUGUGUGGCACAGUGAUAAUGUCGCUACUGCUGGGCCAGGAGGCCCAGUCAAAUCCCAUCUGUUCUGGAGUUGUGCUGUAACAGGAAGUUGUUUUGAAUUUUCUAUCAUAUAUACUAGACUAUAUACCCAAUCUAUACAAUUAUAGGGCACUUUGUAAACAUUAAAAUGCACAGAGAAAAUUAAUACUGUGUGUAGGUGUGUCAUGAUACAGUGGAGAUGCAUUGUUAAGUUCCUGAAUGUUAGAAGGCCUUUAGAACAAUAAGCAAAAAGAAGACAUAAAGGAAGGGAAACUUUAUUGCAACUUCAAAACCAGCAUGAAAGCAAAGUUCCCAAAGAUCGCAGACUGGAUGCUGCCAGACUUGCUGAGUUUUUCCGGCACUUUCUGUUUCCAGAGUCUGCAAGUCUUGGGAUUUUCCUUUUCAGUUUAAUUUUCCCCGUUAAACAGAAAGGUGGGUGUUUUAAUUUUUAUGUUUGUCUCUGUCCUUCUUAUGUCUUCAGAUGUGACUCGGAUAACAGGCAAACUCAGCUCUUGUUGAUUAGGAAUUUACUUUGGAAUGGAACUGGGCUGUAUUCUCCCUGGGACUUCCUCAAAUCUUGCCAUGUUUCCAGUGGAUAAAAAGGAUGAAACAAAGUAUUGGAUUGCAUUUAAUUUCCACCAAGAGCCUUUCCUCAGUGUUUGCGAGUUUUAUCCAUCCACCUCACUGCCUUUUUCAAUUUUCCAUGCUUCUAAAUGUACAAAUUCAACUCAUAAGUUCCUUAUUUUUAACGAGAGACUCCUUCCUGAAUUGCUUUUAGUUAAUUUUAUCCCUUUUCAGGAACUUUCCUGUUUUGUGUGUUCCCUGUCUCUCAGCAGGUAGAGGCUGCUGUUUCAGAUGAACUCAUAGUCUGUAGAGAUUUAUUUGCUCCACUAUAACACAGAAAGAUCGUGUGAUCAAAUAAGAAUAUGAUAGAGCAAAGGUUUAUUGAAAGCUCAUGACUUCUAUACAUUGUUGUCAAUGUUGACAGUGUCUUUUAGACAUUUCUGAGCUUAAAUGGAAAUAUAGUUUAUGGGCACAGUUCUACUAGUGACCAUUCAAGCAUUGGCACCAAGGGUUGUAACAGAAGGAUUUUCCUGAUUUAGUUUUUAGAAUUGUAAUUAUCUUUAAGUCUUUCUCUGAACUAAGGAGCACCUUAUCCCCCUGUUGAUUAAACAAUUUCUUCAAGUAGAAAUGAAGAAUAUUGGCUGAUUGCACAAUUUGAAUUUCACUGAAUUCUGCUUGUUUUAUCAGGCGUUCAUUCCUUCUGCGCUCUAAUAGAGAGGGCGACCCUCCCUGGAGAGGGUCAGGAGGUGAAUACAGCAUGCAUUCAAGCACAUUGACAAGGUUAUAGAGAAGAAACUGAGGCCUGGACUUAAAUUGGACAGUGCAUACAAAGGGUUUGCAGGAGUACGAUGGGCCGAUUGUCCCCCUUUCUGUGCAGUUUUAUUCUAGGUUGCAUUCAGCAAGCUUGAGUGUGUAUAUGUCAGUACACUGUACAAAGUCAGAUGCCUGUGAGCCUUAUCAUGCAGUAAUGAUAUCUACAGUGGAUACAGAGUUAAAUCGUGUGCCCAUGUGCGAUAUCCGACAGUUCUGUAAAUUUGCUCUCAAAUCACAAACCUAUCACAUUUUCCAUCUCUCUUAGUUCCAAAGUAAGGACUUGAAAUAUUUUGUUUCUUUCUCCACAGGCACUGCUACACCUGCUGAGUUUCUCCAGCAUUAUCAGCUUUUAUUUUAGAUCUUCAGCAUUUGCAGUGCUUUGAUUUAACAAGUGUGUUUGAUAAUGACGACUGUGAUCUCUGCAGAACAAAUCUCCCAAAACACAUCGAAUGAACCAUGUCGUGUUUGUCUGCUGCCAGUGACAUGGAAACAAGAUGCUAUGAAUUCUUUUGCCCCAGGGAUGCUAUUUCUCAAGCUGUGCAGAUAAAUUUGCCCUUAGUCACUUGUGACACAGCCAAUUUUGAAACUUCAGUGACCAUUUACAAACUACAUGUGGGAGAGGGUCAGAUGGCAGCUGCAAAUUUGUUAGUGCUCAUUUUUAACUUUCAAAUCCAUUACAUUUAGCAAAAAUGAAUGAAUCUAACCAAUCCACUGACAGAGAGAAAUUAGCAUUAUAACAUGUUUAAAUACAUUUUCAUGUGUUCUUAGGAGUCAUGUUAUGCAUAAUUUUCUCAGUGUAAGAAUUGAAUAACAUUCUGAAUGCAAACAAUAUGUAUUAAUAUAUAGCAGGCAUAAUGUACAAUAAAUUGCAUUUUAGUUUUUUUCUCA
Messenger RNA from Stegostoma tigrinum, 5262 nucleotides. Its product is annotated as ribonuclease P protein subunit p25-like protein. Lineage: Eukaryota; Metazoa; Chordata; Chondrichthyes; Orectolobiformes; Stegostomatidae. Gene Ontology annotation, biological process: tRNA 5'-leader removal. The transcript has 2 exons. Gene Ontology annotation, molecular function: RNA binding. The record is from RefSeq and is a predicted model, not a curated record. The coding region runs from base 1024 to 1683 and encodes 219 amino acids. Gene Ontology annotation, cellular component: ribonuclease MRP complex.